This is a messenger RNA of Neoarius graeffei (lesser salmon catfish), 6921 nucleotides long. RefSeq lists its product as uncharacterized. Bases 292 to 6426 code for a protein of 2044 amino acids. The record is from RefSeq and is a predicted model, not a curated record. NCBI's taxonomy places the organism in Eukaryota, Metazoa, Chordata, Actinopteri, Siluriformes, Ariidae. The transcript has 18 exons.
CUUCAGAUUGAUGGCGCAGCAGGACGAAUGUUUUGCUAGCUCGGGGAUAUAUUAUUAUUAUUGUAAUGUUACGCUUAAGAAACUUUAAUUUCAUAACAGAAAUUUCAGUUACAGUUUUUGAGUUUGCUGCUGAGACGGCACCGUUUUGUUGGAGAUAAACGGGUUUAGCUUUGUCUCGCUUUAGCGAGGAUUAGCUCGGAGAUUAGCCUGUUUGUUUGUAAGCGCAGUAUAGUGUCGAGCUAGUUUCAACUUGUAAUUGGUGCUCGGAGAGGACGGUUUAUCGGAGACAAAAUGUCUAAAGGUCGAAAACGCGCUAAAGCCAAAGCAAAAGCGGCAGCAAAAGCAGCUGCGAUGGGGAUGGGUCCGGGACCAAGGCCUCUGCUUUCCGGUGCAUUUGGUGGUGGUGGUGGUGGUCCGCCACAUCCAAUGGCUUUCCGUGGACCAAGGAUGCCUGGAGAUCACUUUCCUAUGGGCCCGCCUGACUUUGGACCACCCAUGAUGGGGGAUGGGCCCUUUAUAGAUGAGCCCCCAGAGUUUAUCAUGCGAGACCGGUUUAUGCAUCGACCAGGGUUUCACCCGCAAGACUUUGAGAUGCACCCACGCUUCCUCCAUCCAGAUUUGGAGGACGGACCACGAGGCUUUCACCCAGAACCAUAUGAAGGUCGACCUGGUUUUCACCCAAGGGAGUUCGAAGGCGGACCACCAGGCUUCGUCCCACCUGAGCUCCGGGAUAGACCACCAGGCUUCGUCCCACCUGAGUUCCGGGAUGUCCCACCUGAAUUUCGGGAUCGGCCACCAGGCUUUGUCCCACCUGAAUUUCGGGAUGGACCACCAGGCUUUGUCCCACCUGAAUUUCGGGAUGGACCACCAGGCUUUGUCCCACCUGAAUUUCGGGAUGGACCACCUGAGUUUCGGGAUGGACCACGAGGGUGUGCCUCAGUGGCAGAAAUCCAGCGGUCGCAGUUUGAGAAUGGACCAGGUUGUCCAGUGAUGAACCCUGGAAGUGGCCCAUUAAAGGCAUAUAAUGUAAAUGAUGUGGAUUAUAUACGACCAGUGGAUGCCCAUGUCUGUGGUGCCCUGCUGGUUCCCCGCCCACUCCCAGGAGCUAAUAAAGCAAAUCAACAAUCCAGUGGUCCUGGCAAAAAUGAAAAUAGUAAAACUUCCAGCACUACCAAGAAAGAAAUAUCUGUCGUUAAGAGCCUGUUUGGAUCAGUCAUACCUCCACCUGGACGAUCUCUGGGAGUCCUCACGUUUAUUGCUAACAACUACGGGAUCGUUGAACGUGAGGAUCUGAAAAAAUAUUCUUUCUCAUUUGAUGCUUUUUUUGGAAACCGAAACCAUUUGGUACCUGGGGUUAAAGUGCAUUUCACAGCAGUCAAAGAACUGGGAAAAGAAUGCGCUACUGAUGUGAAGAUCGCACCAGGAGGAACAGAGGAGAUUGAACCCACGGUCUAUGAAGGUGUGGUCGUAACAGUACUGCCUGACACUUAUGUGUUGGAUCCUCAUCCGGGCUGCAUCAGAACCAUUCUCACGACUGAAACUGUAAAACUGCCCUUUGGAAGGAUGGACUCGAAAGCCACCCUUCUACUGUAUGACCGAGUGAAAUUUCAGCUGCUCACAGAUAUUAUUACAAACGUUCGCAGAGCAACAAAUAUUACACCACAAAUGCCAGAAACAUUUCAGCUCACAAAGGAAGUCAGGGAAAAGGGUGUUAUAAUGAAGAUCAAGGAUAAUGUCUUUACGAUCAUGUCAAAGAAACAUGAAAACAUCUCUGCCUCUGUCAGUGAGUAUCUGUCAGACGAUCAGCUAAAAGUCAUGGAUGAGGUGGAGUUCACAGCUCAAACUAUAAAAGACAAAUUGGUCGCUAUCAGAUUGAAGAAGCUUCCUGAGGGGUCGGUGGAGUUCGAUUCAGAAGCAGAAAAGACUUCUCAGGGAUCAGCUAUUGGUGAAGACAUAAGCAGUGAGAAAUAUGAAGGAACAGUUUCCCGAAUCAUCCCCAAAUGUGCUAAAGAGGUGGGGAAAAAGCUGCCACAGGGCCUUGUGGACGCCACUGUGGAUGAUGUACGGAAAAGCUUACCAUUUGGUUCAGGUGAUGUGAUCACACAGGCUACCAUGAUGGUCGGUGACAAGGUCCAGUUCAACAUUGCCACCAAACGGCAGACCAAGAAGGAGCGUGCAGUCAACAUUGAGAUUCAGCCAGAAACCUUUCAACAAGAAUCCAAAGAGCAACGCAAGAUAGGGAUUGUCACAACCUUGAAUACUAAUUCUGGGUUCAUCAGGGCUCCACAGGACCCACAGCUGUUUUUUGACCUGUCUGAGGUCAUGGAUGAUGCCAAGCUCAGUUUGUCAGAGAAAGUUGAGUUUACACUAGCAGUGGGGACUGAAGGAGCUGCAAAAUGUAAACGAGCUAUUAGAAUUAGAAGGCUGACGGAGAGUGUCUUCACAUCUGUACCAAAAAUAGAAGAAAAGAAAGAGAAGAAGAAAAUGACCAUCAAAUUGCUGAAAGACCCGAAAAAGCUCAUGAAGAACCAGGUCAAAACGGAGGACAAAAAUUAUGAUUUAUUGGCUGCAGUGAAGCCAGGCAGGGAAAAGGAGACGGCCUCAAAAGCUCCAAAGCAAGAUAAAGGCAAACAGGAAAACCUUAGAAAGAGUAGUAGAGAGCGUAGCAGAAGCCAAGAAAGCAGCCGACGUAGAUGGAGCCGGAGCCGCAGCCGCAGCCGGGAUAGGAGUAGCAGUUACUAUCGCAGGCGCAGGAGCUCCAGUCGUGACCGGGGUUACCGAAGUCACAGACGGAGCCGUAGUCGCAGUAGAGAUCGUUCACACAGAUACAGGCGUAGUUAUAGCCGUAGCCGCAGUAGAAGCAGGGAAAGGAGUAGUCGGAGUGGCAGAAGGAGAAGUCACAGCCCAGAAUACAUGGAUGAGCGUUGCAGAGGACAGAGCAGCAGCAAUAGACGAAGCAGAAGCCCUAAUGGCCAAAAUGAUGCACUAAAAUAUGCAGCAAACUCCUUCAAUUUUAUGAACUUGGCGUCUGCUGAGGCUGUAAAUAAUGAGUUGGCACGAAAGAGGAAGGAGUUAUUGGAGCUCAACGAGUUAAUAGCACGCACAAAAGCAAUAAUUGCAAUGGAACAAAACAGCAAAACACCAAGUCAGUUUAAAGAUGCACGUGAAAUGGAUAAACAAGAUGGGAUUGCUACAUAUGAUUAUCAGCACAAAACCUGUUCAGAGACCUCGUGGACCCCUGACAUGAAGCCAGCUAGAUCCAUUUUAAAGAAGCACUCUGAAUCUCUCACCAGUCCCCAACAUCAGAAAACUGACAAAAGUGAGGGUCCAGAAGAACCAGCGGGAUGCCCCAAAACCAACACUUCCAGCAUAUACGCAUCUGCUGCCUCAGUCCCUGUAUGGAUGAAACAAAGUUCUACACUUGAGAUUGAAGAUCAGGAAUUGGCAAGGAAAAAGAGACAGUUAGAAGAACUAAGUGAAUGUAUUGCACGUAAAAGAGCAAUUAUGGCCAUGGAACACAAGACUAAAACCUUUGGCAAUGAGUCUGAAAUCAAAAAGAAAUAUGAUUUUGCUUCAUGCUCAGAUGACCUGGACAUAACGGUGACAAACAAGAACCCCUGGCAGCUCGACCUCAAACCUGAUCUUCAGCCGAAGAAGUCCAUUCUGAAGAACCGCUCAGAAUCUGUUACUGACCAGCCACAGAAGGAUUUGACUUCAGCUGGCCAAUAUGUUCAUUUUCCAGUGUCUAAACAACCUAAAGGUCGCUCGGCUUUCCUCAGUCCUUCUGGGCCUUCAGAUACUGCAUUUAAAAAACCCUGCAAUCCACCAUCAGUCCUCUCUAAUACCGUUGAUCUGUUCAAGAAGCUGAUAAAUGAAGCCUCUACCAGUUCAUGUACUGUCAGUAACAAGCCAACAGGUCAAAUGUCAUUUCAGCCUGGAUUAUUGUAUGACCAAAAAAGUACCAGAGAGACCAAAGACAAAAGUUACUCUACAUCGCCUUCCCAAAUAUCCCAGUUUUCUCACCAGGAUAGUGACCAGGCAUCCACAAGUGAAGGCUCUCCAAACCAGUCUUCAGCUUCAAAGCAAAAGAGUAACCUUGCAACACAAAUGGAAAGGUUUCUUGGUGCUUUAAAUAAAGCCGAUUCGAAUUUAUUGUCCUCAUUGAUGAGAGAUGCUAGAAAAGAUUCUGGUUCACUGGAGAAUCGGAGGAUCCCACAAGAGCAAGCAGAUAGAAAAGCAUCUUGUGGUGAUGAAUUGUAUGAUCCCUUCAAAGAAACAGACUGCAGUGAAGACAACUAUCCCUUAAUGGGGAGCAAACAGAAUUUGAAUCCUAUGUUGGGACGAAUUGAGAACACCCAAGAUGAUUUAUUACCACAUGAAAGAGCUGUGGUAGAUGGCAGUGGCUUUUCCAAAAUUGUCGGAAUGAAAUAUGGCUUUGAAGGGAAACCUGAGAAUCGGUUCCUUUAUGGAGAGGAAAUGGCUUCGAGUAGUCGAAGCAAACUUUUAGAAGAGCAUGAGAAAUUUUUGAAAGAGUGUGAUGAAUUUAAACGGUCGCAAGGUCGUUCCAGUGAUGAGCCGUAUGCAGAGGACAGAGAGAGGUACAAAAAACAAAAACCAUCUGAAAGUUACAGAGUAGUAGGCAGCCUUAGCCCAGUGCAUCAGAAAUCGGAGAAUGCUAAUCAAGAUGAGGACCAAAAAGCAAACCAGUAUAAAAAACUUCAGGAUCUACUGCAAACCAUUGGUCUUAAUUUAGACACAACAGAAGUUAGCAAGCUAUCUGAUAGGACAAAGGAACGCCUGUAUGGCAAGAAAGUCAAACCCCAGAGUUCUCACUCUUUGGAUCCAAAAGAUGAACAGUCAGGAAGUAGGUAUGUUAGGAGUCAUUCCACUGAUUCUGAGGGUGUCGGUUCUGUAUCCCCUGCUAAAACCUCUAAUCGUGAGGUUUACAUGAGCUACUUGGAUUCCAUUAAGUAUCGCCAAGAUGAAGUCGCAGUCAAGGAGCUGGACCUUCUAGGCCUUAAAAGGACUAUUAGGAACAGUCCUGAAGCAAAACAGACACCGGUCCAUACAUCGGACCCAUACGAAACUGCACCAUCGGCAGAAGUCACACGUGACUCCUCCAAAACAAGAGCAGAAACCUCGUUCUCUUUCACUCAGUCUGUUGGUUUGCAGUAUCCUCGGAUGUCCAGUGAAUACUCCUCAGCUGUACACCACCUUAAAAACGAGCAAGGUUCCUGGGAGUCUAGUUAUACUACAGGUGGAGAACAAAAUCCCUGUGGGUCAAUUGCUCUAAAUCCUCUGCAUUAUGGUCCUGGUUAUCCAAACCCACUCUCUCAUGUCCCAUCUGGCUAUGAGGAUUAUACAGCAUCUUCCAGGCCUUCUUCCAUAAUGCCACAGAGUCCUGGUCAGUUCUAUCCAGUUCUAUCUACUUUUAGCACACCAGGAUCUUUUGAUCCACCCACUUCAGGUCAGUUUGGCUUUGCCAUGCAACCUGACAGCUCUGGUUAUGCCACCCAGCAGGCUAAGGGAAAGCUCACUGCACAAAACCGGUGUCUCAAAACAAUAAAAACUCAGUCUGUUCGUGUAAAACUUUCUGCAGCAAAAGAAGUGCAUACUGUCGUUAGCAUACAUAGAGAAAAAGAGUUUGAAGGCAAAAUUGACUCCCUAAUGACCCCCAUGAUGGAAGAUGACAUCAAAGCUAAACAAAAAAAAAGGCUGGAGCAGUUUAAUCAGAGAAUGAGACUGAAGAAGGAACAGCAAAUGGAAGCCCAGCGAACACGAGGACAAAGCCAGAAAUCAGAACCAGGAAGAGUUAUGCGAGCAGAAGUAAAGAAUGUGUGGAUAUGUGGCCACUCCCUUGUGUUCUGGGCUGAGAAGAGGGCCACAUCUCCUGAAGUAGGUAUGCAGCUUGGUAUGGACCCCAAUAGUGUACGCAUAUGGUGGAAGGGUGUGCAGGGCAUGACAUGGCAACAGCUUCUGCCCCAGCUGCUCCAACUAAAGGACAACUGGCCCAAACCUGACGUGAUUCUUAUCCAUCUGGGCGGAAAUGAUAUUGGCAAGAUGACCCCAGAGAACUUUGUGUUAUCAGUGAAGAAAGACCUGAUUUCACUGAAGAGCAUUUUUCCUCAGUGCCACCUAGUUUGGUCAGACAUCCUGCCCCGCAAGUCCUGGAGGCACUCAAGUGACAGCACAGAAGUGAACAACAUGCGACAGGCGAUCAACAAAACAAUACGUGGUAUCAUAGCGGAGCUUGGCGGUUCUUCAUUGACUCAUGACAACAUAAUGCCUAGACUGGACUCUGGCCUCUACAGACCAGAUGGGGUUCACCUCUCUGGUAAAGGGAUCGAUACUUUUAAUUUGAACAUGCAAGACUUCCUUGAGAAGUGGGAAAGUGAGAUAAGUGAGAUGGAGACUUCUGAAAGCUAAAGUUAUUUUUCAGGCUAUUAACAGUUAAAUACGGUGUUGCUUUCAGCAUCUCUCUUGUACUGUGAAACUCGACUGGGAAUUCAUUCUUGUAUCUCUUUUAAUGUUAAGGUUGAAUACCAACCUUUUGCUUAUCAUUUAAAUGCAACUGCAUGUUUUAUGAAAUGAGUUUAAAAACUAUUUGCUAAGAAUUGUUUAUUAAUACAGAUGCUCAUUUCUGUAAUAUGUAGAUUUAGUUUUUUAUUGAUUUUUGAACAAUGUGAAAGGGGGGGGAAAUAAAAGACUACUUCACUCAUGAUGUCUGUAAGUGUACUUAGUUUCUUUUUCUGUCUGUCUCUCUUUUUCUUUCUCUUUCUUUCUUAAUCAAGUUUUUCGUUGUACACAUCUUGAAAAACGUAUCUUCCUGACAAUGUAUUUCUGUACAUCUGUUAAAAAUAUGUGAUUUGUGCUAUGCCUUCUAUAGUGGACAUUAUAAUAAAAUGCUAUAAUGGCCAUAAA